Lepidothrix coronata (blue-crowned manakin) is the source of this 542-nucleotide messenger RNA. RefSeq names its product basement membrane-specific heparan sulfate proteoglycan core protein-like. Gene Ontology annotation, cellular component: basement membrane. Bases 138 to 542 code for a protein of 134 amino acids. The record is from RefSeq and is a predicted model, not a curated record. Lineage: Eukaryota; Metazoa; Chordata; Aves; Passeriformes; Pipridae. The transcript has 4 exons.
GCUGUGACCCCACUGUCACUGCCCCAUGACAGGAGCACUGGGAGGAUGAGCAGGGUGCCCCGGUGAGCCGGGAGCUGCUGCUGCUGGUGCUGCAGGAUCUGGAGGGCAUCUUCAUCCGGGCGGUGUACGACGGGCGCAUGGCCAGCGUGGGGCUCAGCGACGUGGCCAUGGAUGUCACCAGCGCCGGGGACACCGGCCUGGGGCCAGCUGGCAAUGUUGAGGAGUGCAGGUGCCCCGUGGGCUACACGGGGCUGUCGUGCCAGCGCUGUGCCCCCCGCUUCGAGCGGGUGACCAGGGGACCCUACCUGGGGACCUGCUCCGGCUGCGGCUGCCACGGCCACUCCAGCACCUGCGACCCCGUGUUUGGGCACUGCCUGAACUGCCAGCACAACACAGAGGGGCCACAGUGCGAGAAGUGCAGACCCGGCUUCUUCGGCGAUGCCACCAAGGGCACGGCCACUGCCUGCCACCCCUGUCCCUGUCCCUACACAGAGCCCUCACGCAGAACUGGAGGAGGCACUGGCCCGUACUGGGAGCACUGA